Cajanus cajan (pigeon pea) is the source of this 1607-nucleotide messenger RNA. RefSeq names its product retrovirus-related Pol polyprotein from transposon RE1. The record is from RefSeq and is a predicted model, not a curated record. Gene Ontology annotation, biological process: DNA integration. Lineage: Eukaryota; Viridiplantae; Streptophyta; Magnoliopsida; Fabales; Fabaceae. Gene Ontology annotation, molecular function: nucleic acid binding.
GAACUGUGUGCUCUUCAGAACAAUGGUACUUGGGAUCUUGUUUCUCUGCCUCCUGGGAAGUCUGUGGUUGGAUGUCGAUGGAUCUUCACAAUCAAGGUUGGUCCUGAUGGCACCAUUGAUCGACUCAAAGCUCGUUUGGUCGCCAAAGGUUAUACUCAAAUUUUUGGAUUAGACUAUAGUGACACUUUCUCUCCUGUUGCCAAGAUGGCCUCUGUCAGAUUAUUCUUAGCCAUGGCUGCUCUUCGUCGUUGGCCUCUCUAUCAACUGGAUGUUAAAAAUGCCUUUCUUCAUGGGGAUUUGCUUGAGGAAAUUUAUAUGGAGCAACCUCCUGGGUUUGUUGCUCAGGGGGAGUCUUCCGGUUUGGUAUGUCGUCUCCGCAAAUCACUUUAUGGUCUUAAGCAGUCUCCAAGGGCAUGGUUUGGUAGAUUCAGUACUGUAGUCCAACAGUUUGGUAUGACUCGAAGCGAAGCUGAUCAUUCGGUCUUUUAUCGACAUUCCACUGCUGGGUGCAUCUACUUGAUAGUGUAUGUUGAUGAUAUUGUUCUCACUGGUAGUGAUCAUCAUGGCAUUUCUCAGAUAAAACAACAUCUUUGCCAUCACUUUCAGACAAAAGACCUUGGUAAACUUAGGUAUUUCUUGGGGAUUGAGGUAGCGCAGUCUACAAAUGGAAUUGUAAUAUCUCAAAGAAAGUAUGCAUUGGAUAUUUUAGAGGAAACUGGGCUAAUGAAUUCCAAGCCCGUUGAUACACCUAUGGAUCCUAAUGCUAAACUUCUACCAAGUCAGGGGGAGCCUUUCUCAGAUCCUGAGAGAUAUAGAAGACUGGUUGGGAAAUUGAAUUAUCUCACGGUAACUCGUCCCGACAUCUCUUUUGCAGUUAGUGUGGUGAGUCAAUUUCUCAAUUCUCCAUGUGCAGGACAUUGGAAUGCAGUCAUCCGCAUUCUGAAGUAUAUCAAAGGUGCUCCAGGAAAAGGUUUAUUAUAUGGCUACAACAAUCAUACCCAGGUUGUGGGAUACUCAGAUGCAGAUUGGGCAGGCUCUCCCUCUGACAGGAGAUCCACCUCAGGCUAUUGUGUCUUUAUUGGCAAUAACUUGAUUUCGUGGAAAAGUAAGAAGCAGAAUGUAGUGGCAAGAUCUAGUGCAGAAGCAGAAUACCGUGCCAUGGCCUCUGCUACGUGUGAGCUUAUUUGGCUCAAACAGUUGCUUAAAGAGCUGAGAUUUGGCGAAGUUUCACAGAUGACUCUCAUAUGUGAUAACCAAGCUGCCCUGCAUAUUGCCUCAAAUCCAGUAUUUCACGAGAGGACCAAACACAUUGAAAUAGAUUGUCACUUCAUUCGUGAGAAGAUUUUAUCUGGGGACAUUACUACUCAGUUUGUUAACUCUACUGAUCAGUUGGCAGAUGUCUUCACCAAAUCAUUACGGGGUCCUAGGAUUGAUUAUAUUUGUAACAAGCUUGGUGCAUAUGAUCUAUAUACACCAGCUUGAGGGGGAGUGUUAGAUAUAAUUUAGUCUUAUGGGCCUAGGCCCACUACUUUGUAUUUAAACACAUCUCUAGAGCACAAUAUACACAAGGGAAUAUGUUCUCUUCAUUCACCAUCACUCUCAAUACA